Molecule: messenger RNA, 302 nt
Organism: Sceloporus undulatus (fence lizard)
Lineage: Eukaryota; Metazoa; Chordata; Lepidosauria; Squamata; Phrynosomatidae
Product: protein PET117 homolog, mitochondrial
Exons: 2
Coding region: 60-302 (80 amino acids)
Biological process (GO): mitochondrial respiratory chain complex IV assembly
Cellular component (GO): mitochondrion
Source: RefSeq, a predicted model, not a curated record
AGGGGCGAAUGAAAGUGCGCAUGCUCCGUGAGUGAGCCUCGUCGUCGCGGUGGAGGGUCAUGUCAACGGUGUCGAAGGUGGUGCUGGGGGCCUCAGUGCUGCUCUCUGGAGGGAUCGUCGUCGGCGUCCAUCUGCAGCAGAGGCGCCUCAGGGAGAGGCUACGUGAAGGAGUGUUCAGAGACUUUGAAAGACAGAAUCGUAAACAAGAAUAUAUUCGCCUUUUGGAGGAACAGUCUGGUUUGGCCAAGCAACUUGAAAUGGAAAGAAGCAAAAUUCCAUUGCCUAGAGAAUCCCAGCGGUGA